Molecule: messenger RNA, 2703 nt
Organism: Verruconis gallopava
Lineage: Eukaryota; Fungi; Ascomycota; Dothideomycetes; Venturiales; Sympoventuriaceae
Exons: 5
Coding region: 255-2501 (748 amino acids)
Biological process (GO): ribosome biogenesis
Cellular component (GO): nucleus
Molecular function (GO): RNA binding; preribosome binding; ATP hydrolysis activity
Source: RefSeq, a predicted model, not a curated record
GUAAACUUUGAUGCACGCACAGCACCGCUGCCUGUCACAUAAGCCGUUGAAGGGCAUUCCUGUAGCCGUGGCCGCCCGGGUCCAGCUUUUAGGAUGCGUGUCGUCUGAAAUGCCGAUUUAUACAAUAGGAGUGGCCUGAUGUCUGUUCUGUUCUCAGCAUUCGUCGACUGCGGCAAGAAAUUUUUUUUCAUGCUUCGCCGGAGGGAAUAGAAUACGCAGCAGUAUAACUUGAACUUGCUUUGGAGGCACUCAGAAUGGCUCCGUCGAAUGUCUUUGGCCGUUCAAGCCUUCAGUCGGGCCUCGAUAAAGAAGUAUUUCAAAUUGUUCGAAAGUUCCAAGACCAGCAGCCCGAGGGCGUGUCGCCUAUCCCAUCGACUGCCGCUAUCUAUCGCUACAUCCAAGCGUCGAAUUCGUCACUCAAAAGAAAGCCCAAACAGCAGCUUCAGAACAGCAUUGAAAGAGUUCUUGCUGUUUUGAUGGAUGACGCUGCCGAGGAAGAUGACUUUGCAGAAGACUUGGGACCAAUGGACUUAGACCCGAACGAUCUGAAGCUCCCAGAUCGGUCGACCAACUUCAUGAACAAGACCAUAGUCGGAGAUUGGGCCUCUGAAUCGGGCGCUGUGACGCCUGUCGCUGGCGCCACCACUCCUAUGACGAGCGGGGAAACCAAGAAGCGAGAUUCUAACCGACAAGUCAACGGAGAGCCCCUAAAAAAGAAGCAACGUAAAGCUGAACGUCAGAUCGAUCGCUCUCCCCCAACUUCGAUACGACUCGAAGACAUUGGCGGCGUCGACAAGGUGAUGAGAACUUUGGAGAAGCAUCUUGUGUUGCCUCUGCUGAUGCCCGAAGAAUAUGUCAGACGAAAGUUCUCGAUUCCUAGGGGCAUUCUUCUGCAUGGCCCACCUGGAUGCGGGAAAACCGUUAUAUCGCGUGCCUUUGCGGCUGAGCUCGGUGUUCCAUUUGUCGAGAUUCAAGGCCCGUCUAUCGUCUCGGGCAUGUCCGGUGAAUCGGAGCAGAAAGUCCGGGAGCUCUUCGAGGAGGCACGGAGGCUUGCGCCUUGUCUGCUUUUCAUCGAUGAGAUCGAUGUCAUCGCACCGAAACGAGAGUCUUCUCAGUCGCAGAUGGAGAAACGAAUUGUUGCUCAGCUUCUUAUUUCCAUGGAUAGUUUGGCAAUGGAUCAGAACGACGGAAAACCUGUGAUCGUGCUUGCGGCAACAAAUCGUCCGGACUCUCUAGAUCCCGCCCUUAGGCGGGGUGGUCGUUUCGGGACAGAAAUCAACAUGGGCGUUCCAAAUGAGACUAUGCGAGAACAGAUUCUCAGAGCAUUGACGAGGGAGAUACCUCUUUCUUCCGACGUAGAUUUCAAGAUCCUUGCGAAAAGAACACCUGGCUUUGUAGGUGCGGAUUUGAGAGAUCUCGUGGACAAGGCUGGAGAGUGGUCCAUGGAUCAGUUUCGGAAGGCACUGAAGCUCCAGGCAGCUGAUGCAUAUGGCGUCCAACCUCGGGACGGAAUGGAUGUUGAUAACGAGCCGGGAUCUGUUAUCCAUUCCAUUCAGUUGCUCAUUAAAAGAGCGAAGAACAAGGAUGUGGCACGCCCUGCAGGAUUUGAGACGGGCGAUUUAACUAUGCAAGCAUUCCUAGAAGUACUGCCAGAGAUUCAACCGUCAUCGAAGAGAGAAGGGUUUGCAACGAUCCCUGAUACCACUUGGUCAGAUAUCGGUGCGCUGCAAGAUGUACGAGAAGCCCUCGAAAUGGCGAUUGUUCAGCCGAUUCAGAACCCACAGCGUUAUAAGAACGUUGGUAUCUCCGCCCCAACCGGAGUGUUACUAUUUGGUCCUCCUGGUUGUGGAAAAACGCUGCUGGCCAAAGCAGUUGCUCGAGAGAGCAAGGCCAACUUCAUUAGCGUUAAGGGACCUGAAUUGCUAAACAAGUAUGUCGGAGAAUCGGAACGUGCCGUUCGCCAGGUGUUCACCAGGGCUCGAUCGUCGGUACCAUGUGUGCUGUUCUUUGACGAGCUGGAUGCUUUGGUACCGAAACGGGAUGACAGUUUGUCGGAAGCUUCUUCUAGGGUGGUAAAUACACUUCUUACUGAGCUUGAUGGGCUAAGUGGCACGAGAGAAGGUAUUUAUAUUGUCGCUGCUACAAAUCGGCCCGACACAAUUGAUCCCGCAAUGCUGCGUCCUGGACGUUUGGAGACCUUGUGCUAUGUUGGCCUUCCAGGACCGGGUGAACGGGUCGAAAUACUGACAGCCCUGCUCAAGAAAACGCCAAUAAAUCCGGAACUAGCUGGCUGCGUAGCAGCGUCGACCUGCAAUGGCUAUACAGGGGCUGAUCUGAGUAGCCUUGUGAGGCAGGCUGGUCAGGCCGCAAUCAGAAGAAAUGCCGAUGUCGUCGAGAUGGAAGACUUCAUUUCUGCAAUGACUCAAGUACGACGAAGCGUUUCGGAUAAGGACAUGCUGAAGUAUGAAAAGAUGAGAAUCGAGUAUCAGAGCAAGAUAUGACGAUGAAGAAGAACGUCUCAACAUAUCAUGUUAACACUUAUUCAUUUUGAUCGUAUCUGUGCAGGAUCUCAAAUACUAGCAACAAGCAUCUUUUCCUACCCAAUCUCAUGAGUUUUCUACCAUGACAAACCCGAGCUUCCAAAAGGCCAGACGUCAUCAAAUGUGCCCCAAUUGCUUACGUCAACACGAUCAAGAAAUGCUU